Molecule: messenger RNA, 2320 nt
Organism: Pelmatolapia mariae (spotted tilapia)
Lineage: Eukaryota; Metazoa; Chordata; Actinopteri; Cichliformes; Cichlidae
Gene: lg4h16orf89
Product: linkage group 4 C16orf89 homolog
Exons: 8
Coding region: 100-1161 (353 amino acids)
Cellular component (GO): membrane; cytosol
Source: RefSeq, a predicted model, not a curated record
UUGACUUUCCUCCCCCCGUGUUAAAGCGGAGACAGGCUGUCCUCCUCCGCCUCUCUCGGUCUCCCUGCUAGACUGAAGCUGUCCCGGACCUCAGACCGGAUGAUGCGGGUUUCGGUGCUCCGGCUGGCCGCAGCGCUGGCUCUGUUUGCCGCAGUGUGCGGCUCUCGGGCGGAGGUGAUCGAUGACAUCCUGAGCAGCCUCUCCCGCGGAGUGUCCUUCCUGGAGCGGCAGCAUGAGCACAUCAACCUGGACGGAGUGGUGGGGUUCGUCAUACUGCAGGCUGAGCUGAAGGAGGCGGUCCGGACGUGGCCUCACACCGACCCGGUCAGCUGGGCUCAGAGAACCACAGCUGUCGCUCUGGUCAGACGUCUCGACCAAAGUCUGGAGAAGGCUAACGCUGCACUGGAACAGGACGACCCAAAAUACUACAGAGAGUUCGAGCCCCUGUUGUCGUGGAGUUUCUGGCUGAUUCCUCAGGAAUGGUACACCACAGAUCCCAGCCUGGUUUAUCCCUCCACCAUGACCACUGAGUGUUACGACGAGCAGCUCAGUGACAAAUGUCUGACCCUGCUGCUGGGAACCUGGAAGAUGAACGGGACGCCAUGCAUCGUCACCAAGCCCUGCCGGGACACCAUGACUCGUUUUGGGUGUCCACACUACUCUCUGUCCCACCAGCUUCUCUACUUCAUGAUCGGAAAAAUGAAAGGCUGCACUAAUCUGCUGAAAGGUGACACACGAGCAUCCAGAGCAAACAUGACUGAACAGAACUACCAGAGGAUCUUCUGCUCCAACAUGAUGAAGACCAACCAGGACAUCAAAGACGGUCUGACCGAACAGAUGGUCGACAUCUUCAUCGAAAACAUCCUGAUUUGUGGAUUGUCUGGAUUCUCCGACUUCCACAAAGCCGACUGGCUGCAGCACAUUCUGAGGCUGCAGGACGAGGAGGUGGGCUGCUUUGGGAGAGACAAGAGCAUCAUCUCACAGAUCAUUGGAGACGAGCUGCUGGAACAGCUGCAGCCUCACAGGAGAGUGAAGAGGAGGGAGAAGAUACUUCCAGACGGCUGUUCCAGUCACAUGACGGCGGUGGCGGUCGGUGCUCUGGGAGGAUACCUGAACUACUACCUGACAGAACAGGACAUUACGAAGAGGCCGCUUUCCUGAGGGGCGUUCUCACGAGAAAAAAACACUUUAGAUCAUCAGGUAGAGACUUUCGUCAUCGGCGAAAUGAGGCAGACUCUCCACACCACAUGUCGCUUUAAGAACGUAGUGUUAACAUGAUGACAACGCCUAAUGCAAAGCUGGGAUGUGGAAGCUAAAGCUUUCUUUUCAGUCAUGUUGGAUUUUGUUACUAUAACAAUAAAGCUGAUUUUUUUUACCAUUAUUAUUAUCAAACCUAAACAAGAUGUUUGAAAGUAGUGAUGCUCCAACCGUAAAAAAGGAUAGCGUACUCGAUAAGUAGGACCGUGGUAAAAUGUAAAUGAGGGUUUUGGAGGAUGAAAUUUGGAUUAAUUAGACUUUUCGAGGUCAUCACGAGAUUUUUCCUGGCUCCAGGGGUUAAAGUGGGCCACAGUGAUCCUGAAAACACACCUCCAGUUAAUGAGUGAUUACAUCUGAUCGGCAGCAUUUAAUAUUAAGAGAGUUCAUUUUUAAUGCAGCUCAGCUUUGUUUCCAGCUGCUCCCACCUCAACCAAUCAGAAGGUGACACAUGGCUGCAUGCACACUCUGAGCCUUCAAGCCUUCCAUUCGUGUCAGAGUUCAUGCUCACAAUAAGACUGGAAUCUUAAUACUUUAGCAUUUAGCCAUCACUACAGGAGUCCACGGAAAGUGCUGUAUGAAAGUUACAGUGCUGAAGUCCCACACUGAGCUGUGAUGGUGACGAGGGCAGAGCUGGUCCCGAUGGUUUCAGCUUUGAGAACUGAAAAUGCACAGCUAAGAGUUUUUAUACAAAAAGGUGCUCUGAGUGAAUUUAAUCCAAUUCAGUUUUAUAUAUAUAAACUUAUGGGGCCAAAUCACAACAAAAGUCACCUUGAUGCGCUUUAUAUUGUAUGGUAAAGACCCAGGAAAUAUACCCACCCCCCACCAGCCAAAUCCCACUCUAACCCCUGUGCAUCAGCGACAUUGUGUCCACAAAACAGUGUUUUUUCUUUGAUGUAGCCUCUUUAGGAGAAAUUGUAGUUGCAAUGAGUGAACAAGAGAUCAGGUGGACCUGGAAGGGGGGGGGGGGUUACCUUUGUGUGAACACCACAGUGAGAAAAAACACAGAGGACACAGCAUGGUGUGGUCAGAGAUUCGAGGAUCUGUGAGGUUCGAUUCUGCAGGA